Carassius carassius (crucian carp) is the source of this 933-nucleotide messenger RNA. RefSeq names its product phosphatidylinositol 3,4,5-trisphosphate 3-phosphatase and dual-specificity protein phosphatase PTEN-like. The transcript is spliced from 4 exons. The record is from RefSeq and is a predicted model, not a curated record. Lineage: Eukaryota; Metazoa; Chordata; Actinopteri; Cypriniformes; Cyprinidae. Gene Ontology annotation, biological process: phosphatidylinositol dephosphorylation; phosphatidylinositol 3-kinase/protein kinase B signal transduction; cell motility. Gene Ontology annotation, molecular function: phosphatidylinositol-3,4,5-trisphosphate 3-phosphatase activity; protein tyrosine phosphatase activity. The coding region runs from base 1 to 933 and encodes 310 amino acids. Gene Ontology annotation, cellular component: nucleus; plasma membrane; cytosol.
AUGAAUUACAGAAGAAGGAAAAAAAUUUACGAAAUUGUCAGCCGAAACAAAAAUAGAUACCAGGAAGGUGGAUUCGACUUGGACUUGACCUAUAUUUAUCCGAACAUCAUAGCUAUGGGCUUUCCAGCUGAAAGACUUGAAGGUGUCUACAGAAACAACAUAGAUGAUGUAGUGCGAUUCUUGGAUUUGAAGCAUAAAAAUCAUUACAAAAUAUAUAAUCUAUGUGCAGAAAGACAUUAUGAAAGACAUUACAUAAGGUUGAAAAUGGAGUACCAACUGAAAGUGAAAAUCCACACAUCUAAUCCAGUGCACACAAGGCGAGAGGAGAAGUACAUGUACUUUGACUUUCCACAGCCACUGCCUGUGUGCGGAGACAUCAAGGUGGAGUUCUUCCACAAGCAGAGCAAGAUGAUGAAAAAGGAUAAAAUGUUUCACUUCUGGGUGAACACCUUCUUCGUCCCAGGACCAGAUGAGAGCUCAGAGAAGGUUGAAAAUGGAGGUUUAGUGAAGGAACUGGAUGGAAAACAAACCACAGAACGGGGAGAGAAUGAUAAGGAUUAUCUAAUCCUGACUUUAGCCAAGAACAACUUGGAUUUACAAACACAUAAAUUUAAAGGUAGCAGCAUGUCGGCCCAUCCUCUUGUUAAAGGUGUGAACAGAAGCACUGUCGGCCUGAACAUCCACAGGAGGCUCUACUCCAUCCGUUACAUCAUACAUAGCUUUUCCCGAAUCUGCAGGCCGCCACAGUUUGGGGUGAAAACAGCAAUAGUAGAGAACUUUUAUCAACAGACCCAAGACAUAACAAAGUGGGAUGGAGAUUAUCAAGGCGAACGACUGAAGGCGUACGACUGGGUCAUCUCUGCAUCUCGGUACAAUCUCAAUGUCCAACUGCUGCACUUCUGUAGCCAUGUUGUCCAACAGAUUGACCAUUAG